This is a messenger RNA of Onthophagus taurus, 684 nucleotides long. The record is from RefSeq and is a predicted model, not a curated record. Lineage: Eukaryota; Metazoa; Arthropoda; Insecta; Coleoptera; Scarabaeidae.
AGUUCCAGUUAUAUGAAAUUGAUAUUGUCAAAAUCUUAUUUGUCAAACGUCAAACAUGAAAAAAUUUGCAGUGAAGAUCCUUACUUAAACAAUGCUCAAUAAUAAUAACAAAUCGUUUAAAACAGAACGAGAUAUUAAAGACAGCUAUUUAGACGCAGUAAUAAGAAAGGGGUUAGAUUCGAACAUAGUACCCCAUUCACUCUUUAAGACAGAACUGCAAGAAAUUGAAGAUAAAUAUUAUCAAGAAGUACGAAAUGAACGAUUAUAUCGUCUAUCAAAACCGACAAGUGUUAAUAAAAAAUAUAAGCGACCGUCAUCUCCGAAACACAUUGUAGCUGAGUCCGCUUUAAAAUACAAAGCAACAGAUCGAAUUAUAGCAAUAUCAAAGCCAAAACGGUAUAAUUCGGCCCCUAAAGGAGGAAUCACCCCGGGUUCAGUGUCGCACCAAGCUUUGGAUCAUUUGACGACCAAUAAAGAAUAUGAACUCUCCAUUCCACGAUCGCGUAAAUCACCGUUCGGUGUUGAUUUUAAACAGAAUCCUUUUUCACCGUCAAAAGCAGCAAUGAGAUAUAUAGCAUCACCUAGAAUUAUUGAGUUAGCUAAACCGAAUGAUAGAAGGUAAUUAUUAUAAUGUACACAAGAAAAAAUAAAAAUAAAUAAAAAUUGGAAAUAUAAAUAAGUAAA